GAUGUCAUCAGAUACGCCCUCUCCAUUGACCAAAAACAUUUGUGUCCAGACGUUAGCGCUCCGGAGAGCCCGACGAGCCGGUUUCUUCUACGAAGUCUUGUUCGUUAGUCGAUUGAGCUUUUUCGAAUAUGGUCUGUGGCGGGUUCACCUGUUCCAAAAAUGCGCUUUGUUCCCUGAAUGUGGUUUACAUGCUGGUCGGGCUGCUGCUAAUCGGAGUAGCAGCAUGGGGGAAGGGGUUCGGCUUGGUGUCCAGCAUCCACAUCAUCGGCGGCGUCAUCGCGGUGGGCGUCUUCCUGCUGCUCAUCGCUAUUGUUGGACUCAUCGGAGCGAUUCACCACCACCAAGUCAUGCUCUUCUUUUACAUGGUCAUUCUUUUUAUCGUUUUUCUGUUCCAAUUUGGAGUUUCUUGUUCCUGCUUGGCAAUGAACCGCGGACAGCAGGAGGCCCUUCUGAACUCCGCUUGGAGCAUGUUGGAAAACAAGACCAAGACGGAUCUGGAGAGCCAGCUGAACUGCUGUGGGCUGCUUAACGGGACCACCAACCAGGCGCAGUUUAAUCAGGACUUGCAGAACUGCCCGGCUUUAUGCAAAACCAACACCGCAUGUUACACCUGCGGGGAUAUGAUGCUGACUCAUGCAACUGAGGCUCUGAAGAUCCUCGGGGGCGUCGGCCUCUUCUUCAGCUUCACGGAGAUCCUGGGAGUGUGGCUCGCUGUGCGCUACAGAAACCAGAAGGAUCCUCGAGCGAACCCAAGUGCUUUCCUAUAGGCCGCCCCCCCCGUACGCAGCACCACAGAUGCAGUCUCAGGCACACUGGCUCACCUAGUAUCAUGCACAUCUAGAGGCGGACACGCCUGCAUACAACACGGUACCACACCAUCUACAACGACACACAGAGUGGAGGAGCGGGCGCAGCACCGGACAAACACUGAAAAUGAAUAAAAACGACACACACUUUCAACCGAGACCGAGAAACUACAACAACCUGUCCAGAGAUGUUGCCAGAGCUCCAUCCGGAAGACCUGGAUACUUGUGUAUGAAAGGAUAACUUGUAAUGCCAAGAAGUGUCACUUGUUGGUAUCGCGACACAGCCUUGAUUUGAGUACCAGAUCUCCUGCUAGUUUUCAACCAUCUACCACCUACCGAGGGAUGAGACCUCUUUGCAUGUGUCCUAGUCCUGCACACACUUUGAUCAUUUCAAUUCCACACACCCACAAGGUGACUGAGCAGUGUCUAACAAAUUGACUCGUAUGCACCUUUUCUUUCCACUUGUCUCCAAUGUAGUGACCGACAUAAUGACAAACAUAUUCCUCUGGUCAAUGCUAUUGGUGAUGUGUAGAAUACAUUUUAUAUAUAUAUAUAUAUAUAUAUAUAUAUAAAAUAAUCUCUAAUGUGUCCAGUGUGAUGAGUUUGUGCUCAAAGUCAGCCGAGGAGCCACAAGAAGCAAGUACUGGACAUGUGUUGUAAUGUAGUUUCUGAAACGUAUGUAUGUGUUUUUGUUUUUUCACACGUCACAAAUGCCCGGAUGUAACAGGAUUACGAAGCGAGAUCAGAUGUUGGGUAAUGUGGUUGCUAGUCCUUCCAGUUGAGAAAAAAAAAGUAUGAACUGUAACUGAGCCAACUAACUUUUAAGUCUGCGAUAUUAGGAUGCCAAUGCACUGCAGCCUGGAUGUUGUACAUAGUCUUUUAGAAUCUCUGGAUGGGUUUGCCGUGUAGUCGUCCCUCUAGUCAGGAGGUCUGCCUUCGUAGUCUGAAGACAAACAUCCACCCUCCCUGUAUUAAAUGUUCCUUUGUGUUGCACAGUGAUGUCACUUACUAUAGAUUAGGGUAGUGGAGAGAGUAUCGGGUACGGAUCUUUUCUUUCUGUGUAACUGGAAGGGAUCAUAACAAAUAAAUACAAUUAAGUGCUGUUUUGUUUUUAGAUAUUUGGUUCAUUUUAGCCCCAACCGCUCAUUGCAAACCCAAUUCUGUUUUUAAUUGUGUUGUGAAAAUGUGGUCUUGGUUGCAGUUAUUUUUCUUUAAUGUUUUAAAAGAUUUUUUUUUUGUGGAAUGAUUUUUAUUCUCAGUGGCCAUCUGCUCUUUUUGUUCAACAGUGUUAAAUGCUUUGUAAAAAAUGUGUCAAAUAUUUAACUUUUAAAUUAUGUUUGCGGAUGCUCAUUACGCUCAAUUUAUGUUAUAGUAUUAAUAUGAUUUUGCUGCCUAACUCGAUGGUUGACAUAUCCUGUUGAUAAAACCUGCUCAUGAUUUCUCUCUUAAGAUGUUUCCUUUUUUUGAAUUGCUUUUAUCUUAACGGACUAACAAACUGUAACUACAUGUCUUACUUGAACCUGUUGACUUGGCUGAUAUGAAUUUCCUGCUGCUGAUUUGGAGUCAUCGCUGGUGUAAUAAACACAUUUUGACGAAUCUUAAGCAUUGUUAUGCCAUAUAUUAAACCUCACUUUGAAUUUGUGUGUACUUGUUAUUCAAAUGUAUCUUCAAUUUUUGAGACUUAAUUUUCCAAAUAAUAAAACCUCAAAUUGCAAACCGUU
Messenger RNA from Gasterosteus aculeatus aculeatus (three-spined stickleback), 2527 nucleotides. RefSeq names its product tetraspanin 31 (gene tspan31). Gene Ontology annotation, cellular component: membrane. The record is from RefSeq and is a predicted model, not a curated record. Lineage: Eukaryota; Metazoa; Chordata; Actinopteri; Perciformes; Gasterosteidae.